UUCGACGACGACACCUGCAGAAGUGCGGAGCCCGCCAUGCCGCGCCACCUCUCGGGACUGCUCCUGUUGCUCUGGCUGCUGCUGCUGCUGCUGCCGCCGACCCCCGCCGCCCCCGGCCCCCUGGCCCGCCCGGGUUUGCGGAGGCUGGGCACGCGGGGCCCAGGGGGCAGUCCUGGGCGCCGCCCUGUCCCUGCUGUCCCCACCGGCACGCCCUAUUCCGGGGCCGGCCAGCCCGGCGGGGCCCGCGGCGCAGGUGUUUGCAGGAGCAGGCCCUUGGAUUUGGUGUUCAUCAUCGAUAGUUCCCGCAGUGUGCGGCCCCUGGAGUUCACCAAGGUGAAGACCUUUGUCUCCCAGAUAAUUGACACUCUGGACAUUGGGGCGGCGGAUACACGGGUGGCAGUGGUGAACUAUGCUAGCACCGUGAAGAUUGAGUUCCAUCUCCAGACCCACUCAGAUAAACAGUCCUUGAAACAGGCUGUGGCCCAGAUCACACCCCUGUCUACAGGCACCAUGUCGGGCCUGGCUAUCCAGACAGCGAUGGAUGAGGCCUUCACGGUGGAGGCAGGAGCUCGGGGGCCCACUUCCAACAUCCCUAAGGUGGCCAUCAUCGUGACAGACGGGAGGCCCCAGGACCAGGUGAAUGAGGUGGCGGCUCGGGCCCGGGCGUCUGGUAUUGAGCUCUACGCUGUGGGCGUGGACCGGGCAGACAUGGAGUCCCUCAAGAUGAUUGCCAGCGAGCCCCUAGAUGAGCACGUUUUCUAUGUGGAGACCUACGGGGUCAUUGAGAAACUCUCCUCUAGAUUCCAGGAAACCUUUUGCGCUCUGGACCCGUGUGUGCUUGGCACACACCAGUGCCAGCACGUGUGUGUCAGUGAUGGGGAAGGCAAGCACCACUGUGAGUGCAGCCAAGGAUACUCCUUGAACGCCGAUCAGAAGACAUGUUCAGCUAUCGAUAAGUGUGCUCUGAACACUCACGGUUGUGAACACAUCUGUGUGAACGACAGAACUGGCUCUUACCACUGUGAGUGCUACGAAGGUUACACCCUGAACCAAGACAGGAAGACUUGUUCGGCUCAAGACCAAUGUGCCUCUGGUACACAUGGCUGCCAGCACAUUUGUGUAAAUGACAGAGAUGGGUCCCAUCACUGUGAAUGCUACGAGGGUUAUACUCUGAAUGCUGACAACAAAACGUGUUCAGUUCGCAGCAAGUGUGCUGGAGGCUCGCACGGCUGCCAGCACCUGUGUGUGGACGACGGGCCCGCGGCCUCUCACUGCGAUUGUUUCCCUGGCUACACCCUGAACGAAGACCAGAGGACGUGCGCAGCCAUUGAAGAAGCACGAAGACUCAUCUCUACAGAAGAUGCUUGUGGGUGUGAAGCCACCCUGGGCUUCCAGGAGAGGGUCAGCUCAUAUCUGCAGAGACUGAAUGCCAAACUCGAUGAUAUUUUGGGCAAGUUGCAAGCAGAUGCAUAUGGACAAAUACAUCGUUGAAUUACUCAGAUUUUUUCACCUGGAAAUACGGAGAGCUUGGUCUAUUUAAUAUUUUUGCAUACUUCAAUGUUCCUGCUAAUAAUUUGCCAUUGCAAAUGCUUUAAUAUUACUGGAUAAGUAGUAUGAGGAUCUUCUGGAGAAUCAGUAGGAGAUAAACGUUCACAUCCUUAAGAGCAAACUUUAGUGUCUCUAAGCUAUGACUGUGAAAUGAUUCGUAGGGAAUAGAAUGAAAAGUUUGGUAUUUCUUUAUUUACCAAUUGAGCCAUUUAAUUUUUAAAUGUUUAUAUUAGUAAGAUAACCAUUCUUACAAUGGGAACUUUUGAACUAUUUUCUCUUGAUAGUAUUUAUAGUAUAAACCAGUUUUAUUAUUGAGAGUGUAAAUUAUACAAGUAUUUACACAUAAAAAAGUUCAUAUAAUUGAGGUAAAUAUAAUUUAGAACUGUUUCUUUAAUGCUUUGUUUUUUGCUCACUUUUUGCUGGAAUAUCACUGAAGCUGUGAUCAGUGGAUUAUAAUACACAUAUAUCAAGUGAACACUACAUGAAAUAUUGUAAGAAACACAUAACUAAAGACUUUAGUUUUGAAUUAAGUGUUAUAACUUCUUACCAAGGACAAAAAAAAUCCUACAUUAUCUUUACUGUUUCACUUUAGGAUCCAAUCAAGAAAAUUAUAUAUUUAUAAAUAUUGAUCUAACAAGUAACAACAAACCCAAUGUCGCCAUUUUAAAGUUUAAGCUUAAUUUUUCUUCACUUACAUAUUUAGUAUAUGUAUUUUAUUUUUCCGCUUGAAAGCUUAUAGCUCUUAGGAGAAAACCGUCCUUUAAAUUGUGACUACUCAUUUUUUCUGUUUGUAUUGUCUUUAGUAUAAUAAAAAGUUACUA
Lutra lutra (Eurasian river otter) is the source of this 2369-nucleotide messenger RNA. It is a transcript of the gene MATN3, whose product is annotated as matrilin 3. Gene Ontology annotation, molecular function: calcium ion binding. The record is from RefSeq and is a predicted model, not a curated record. The transcript is spliced from 8 exons. The coding region runs from base 37 to 1491 and encodes 484 amino acids. NCBI's taxonomy places the organism in Eukaryota, Metazoa, Chordata, Mammalia, Carnivora, Mustelidae.